Oncorhynchus tshawytscha (Chinook salmon) is the source of this 2366-nucleotide messenger RNA. Its product is annotated as growth arrest-specific protein 1. The record is from RefSeq and is a predicted model, not a curated record. Gene Ontology annotation, biological process: regulation of cell cycle. The transcript has a single exon. Bases 601 to 1389 code for a protein of 262 amino acids. Lineage: Eukaryota; Metazoa; Chordata; Actinopteri; Salmoniformes; Salmonidae.
ACAACUAAUUUGACCAAUAAGGCAAGGAGGUUUUAGUCAACCGACGCAGAUGAACGAGAGAGUCAUUCCACAGUCUUCAAUGGGGCGAAUCGUUCAUCGCAUUCCUCAUGCCUUUACAUAAUUGUAUAGCUAAAGAAGACACCGAAUGGCAUGCUAGUUGCGCAGAUAGCCUAGGCUACAUCAUAAAACUUUUCCUGGAACGGAGUUUGCCUUUCUGAACGUUAAAACGACGACGGAACUGUUCUUUCUACUUCAUCUUGUCUGUGCGGCAAAGCAAUGGAACGCAGAAGUUGAAUAAUUCAGUAUUGUGAAGCCUCUACUGCUGUGAAGAUAAGUGGAGAGUGCCUGUGAACUUGUAUUGUAACAGUGUAUCAAAUUUUGGGGAAAAAAUCUAAUGAACAAAUUGCAGGCCAUGUGCGGUUUUCACACGGUAUCACUGCAUUGCACAUUAUUUGGUGAACCUCGUUCAUUCCCCACUGGCGCGUACUGAAUGGGAGGGAAUGGAUUUGGAUGACUUCUUUUUGACAUAUUUGAUGAAUAUACUGAUAACCGAAUCCAUAUGUUGAAGUCUUUCGUUUAUUCGGAUCAGUCUACUUCGAAAUGGCAAGUUUUGCCGGGUUUAUAAAGUGGACUGGAAGAUCAACUUUGUAUUUAUGCUGUGCGUUUGCCCUGUUCGGUUGUCUUUGUAUCGCGUCCCCUACUCAUGGUCGUCGGCUCAUCUGUUGGCAAGCCAUUAUGAAGUGUCAUGGAGAGCCGGAUUGUCACUACGCAUAUGACCAAUACCUUUACGCCUGUGCGCCUGUUAUCAACGGGGAUAGGAAGAAGUGUCCCAGCCACUGCAUCUCGUCCCUUAUCCAGCUGAAUCUAACUGAGACCGGCCCGUCUCUAGAGGACUGUGACUGCGCCUCGGACCCCGUCUGCCGGAGCACCAAACGCGCCAUAGAGCCGUGCCUGCCUCGGACAAGCAACAUGGGCUGCACCGAAGCCCGGCGGCAGUGCGAGAGCGAUUACCAAUGUAGCUCGGCAAUGCGUGACUAUUUGUUUCACUGCCGUAAACUUUUCGGAGGCGAGAGAUGUUCAGACGAUUGCAGGAGGGUGAUAGCCAACAUGCGCAAUAUGCCCAAAGCACAACAACUUGAUACUUGUGUUUGUGAUGGCACGGAGAGGACGAUAUGCGAGUACGUCAAAGUUAGUAUGAAAAACUUUUGCUUUGACUCUAUGGACAGAUACGCAGGCAGCGGGUUUUCUGAUUCGGACUCUGAAGAUGAUUAUGAUGAUAUGGAGGAUUAUGUCUAUGUGGAAAACGCUAGUGAUUCAGCUAAAUCCGCCUGUCGGGGUGUAUGGACUUCUACUGUGGCCACCAUUUUGGUUCUAAUGCGUCUUAUCUGAUAGGGCAGUCUACCCAAGUUGAUUCAGCUGUUGGGGAAGUUGUUAGAGAAAUAGAGAGGCCUGUGAAAAGUUGACACAGAGAGACAGAAUAGCUCAUGAAAGUGUUGUAACACCAGCACACCUGCUUUAGCGUAUAAUUUGUGUGUUUGGAAGAUGUUAUGGCCUUUGCUCUGCUGUCUUCAUAAUGGGGCUUCUCAACAUUCUAUCUGGUCUCAGUCUCUGUGCUGAUUAGGCUAUGGGUCAUCUUGCUCACAAAUGUUUAUAUUUAAAAUGUAUACAUUUUAUGUGAAUCUCAAAAGUUUAUAGAUUCAUUUCCAGAUAGCUGUGCAACCUCUAAAAUAUGUAAUUGUUUUAACCAACCCUUAAAGAAUGUUCUAGGCCUACCAUAAGCUUCUCCUUACCUUGUGUCUCACAAAAUAGCCCAAAAAGUUUGACACACAAUUGUCUUUAAUGUGGACAGCCAGGUGACUUGUAAGUGUACAUAUGUAUAAUGCUGUUUCAAGACAAUAGUGAAAACAUCAGUAUAAAACAUGUUCUUGGUCACUUGGCGAAAAUGGGGACAGACUAAUCAAGUUUUCUUUCACUGUGAGCUAGACAAUAGACAUAGGCCUACAUUUCAUUAAGAUGCCAUUUAAGCUCUAGUCAGUUGGUAAUCAUCAAAGUGACAGAUGUAAAACACAUUUACCUAACCACAGUUUGAUUUGUUAUUCAAUAUUAUUAGCCUUAAUCAUGUCCCAGACAUUUCCAUAAGCUCAGUAUCAAUAUCAAGUUUAAAAACAAGUUAAGGGAGAUUAUUUUUAUAUGUCAAAAUGUGUGAAGUUAAAUUGUACAGUAUAUUGUAUGAUAUGGAUUUUUUUUCCCAGAGUUAUUUGUUUAUUACUGCUAAGAGGAUUUUUGCACUGUAUAGAAAUGUCAUGAAAUGCUUCACUGUCUACAUUGUAUUUUAGUGAAAAUAUAAAUGUUCUUGCUUAAAAUUC